AUGCACAAAGCAAAGGGCAUACCCAAAUCAAUGUCCUUCCCUUCCCUUUCCUUUCUCAGUUCUAAUCAAUCUAUUUCCCUCUCCUCUCUCAGAUCCCACUCGCAGUCCAACAAUCACCCAUGUAAUCCACCUGCGCCGCCGCAAGACCCUCCGCAUGUUCCUCGCCCGACGCCGAUUCCAUCCCCCGCCGCAAGAUCCCGCGUCCACCACAAGCUCAAAGACCUCUUCGUCUCCUCACCUCCGCCACCCCUUAACGAAGACAAAACAAUCUUCCAUCAGCAACAACAGCAAAGAAAAGAAGAAGAAGAAGAAGAAGAAAACAAAGAUCUACCUGUCGAACUCAUCCCUAACCGCCCUGAGCCUCCGCCUCCGCACCGGAUCUCCCUUCCGGGGCACUCCGCCACAGCUCUCCGCCCGGUAUCCUUCGUCUUCCGCUACCGGUUGCUGAGAAGAGCGUGGCGCCGCAAGAUCCCCCGCUCCUCCCCUCGCCGCAGCCACGUCCUCGCCGCAGCCUCGUCCUCGCCGCCGCCGCGUCCUCGCCGCCCCGCGUCCUCGCCACCGCGCGUCCUCGCUGCGUCCUCGCGUCCACUGUCGUCGACGUUGUAG
This is a messenger RNA of Vigna angularis (adzuki bean), 606 nucleotides long. RefSeq names its product leucine-rich repeat extensin-like protein 3. The transcript has a single exon. NCBI's taxonomy places the organism in Eukaryota, Viridiplantae, Streptophyta, Magnoliopsida, Fabales, Fabaceae. The coding region runs from base 1 to 606 and encodes 201 amino acids. The record is from RefSeq and is a predicted model, not a curated record.